CCUUAUUCUUCCGAAUUCUUGGUGGUCUUAUCUUAAUUCACUCCUUCCUUGCUUUCUUGGAGCAGAGAGAGUGAUGGAGGCAGGGUCUAUUCUGAGCUCCUCCUUCAACCCUCCUAAAACCCUACUCACUUUCAUUUGCAAACCCUCAUCCGCUCGUUUUCCCCACCCCCACGGACGUCGCGAGCUGCUGCUUCCUUGCGCCACUCUCCCUCUCAUAAUUGAUAAUCCAAUUGGGACUUCCGCUUCCAACUAUAAAGAUACCAUUCCCAGAAUUGACAAGAGUGGCAAAUUUUGUAGCCCCAGAGCUGCCCGCGAGCUCGCUCUGAUGACUCUGUACGCGGCUUUCUUAGAGGGCUCCGACCCAGUUCGCCUUUUCGAGAAACGGCUCAAUGCGAGAAAAGAAAUUGGGUAUGAAUUUGAUAGGGCCUGUUUGAUGGAAUAUGAUCACAUGAGCUUCGGAGGGCCUCCCGUUGCCACUCAAACUAUUGAAGAAGCCGAUGGGAUUUUGCGAAAUUAUCAAAAGGAGUCUCACAUUGAGGCCGAAGUUCUUUCAGCACCUCCAAAAUUAGUCUACAGCAAAUUAAUCUUACUUUUUACUCGGAAACUUUUGGCUGCAGUUUCAGAGAAUUGGGAGAGUAGUGUGGUUGCAAUUGGUAAAGUUGCACCCGAUAACUGGAAGAAUGAACCAGCUAGUCGAAUCCUUGAGUUUUCUAUACUGCACUUAGCAAUGUCAGAGAUAGCAGUUCUUGGGACAAGGCACCAAAUAGUCAUAAAUGAGGCUGUUGACCUUGCGAAGAGGUUCUGUGACGGGUCGGCCCCUCGCGUAGUAAACGGCUGUCUUAGGACAUUUUUGAAGGAGUUGAAGGAAAAUGGUGAGGAGCAGCCUCAAAAUGGUUAAAUGUAAGAGACUGUAUGAAUAGUUGAUGGCUGUAGGUUGGAUUUUGUAUGUGAGUGAAAACAAUUUUGGGCUUCAUUCUAGCAAUGUAUAGUAGUCCCAUUCAAUGUUGGUUCUGUUUUAAAUCGUUGAAGAUGCAAUCUCAAAUUAAGUUUCUUUGGCAGGUUA
This is a messenger RNA of Salvia miltiorrhiza (redroot sage), 1063 nucleotides long. RefSeq lists its product as uncharacterized. The coding region runs from base 74 to 898 and encodes 274 amino acids. Lineage: Eukaryota; Viridiplantae; Streptophyta; Magnoliopsida; Lamiales; Lamiaceae. Gene Ontology annotation, biological process: regulation of DNA-templated transcription; DNA-templated transcription termination. The transcript is spliced from 7 exons. Gene Ontology annotation, molecular function: RNA binding. The record is from RefSeq and is a predicted model, not a curated record. Gene Ontology annotation, cellular component: chloroplast.